Messenger RNA from Talpa occidentalis (Iberian mole), 2594 nucleotides. RefSeq names its product N-acetylated alpha-linked acidic dipeptidase 2 (gene NAALAD2). Bases 1 to 2220 code for a protein of 739 amino acids. The transcript is spliced from 19 exons. The record is from RefSeq and is a predicted model, not a curated record. NCBI's taxonomy places the organism in Eukaryota, Metazoa, Chordata, Mammalia, Eulipotyphla, Talpidae. Gene Ontology annotation, molecular function: carboxypeptidase activity.
AUGGCCGGGGCCCGGGGCUGGCUGUGCCUGGGCUUGUGCUUGGCGGUGCUGGCGGCCUUCCUGGCCGGGGUCCUGGCGGGCUGGAUGGCGAAGCUGCUGGAGGGAGCAGCCCGGGCGCCGGGCCGGCACCAGAGCGUCCGCGGGAAGCUGGUCUCGGGGAUGGACGCCGGGAGCAUCAGGUCCUUCCUCCGUUCGUUUACAAAGCUCCCUCACCUGGCCGGAACAGAACAGAACUUCCUGCUUGCCAAGAAAAUCCAAAGCCAGUGGGAGGAAUUUGGACUGGAUGCAGUCAAGCUGGUUCAUUACGACGUUCUCCUGUCUUACCCCAACGAGACGAACCCCAACUACGUGUCGGCCGUGGACGCACAGGGGCUGGAGAUUUUCAAGACCUCAGGCCUCGAGGCAGCACCAGGCGGCUAUGAGAACGUCACAAAUAUCGUCCCGCCAUAUAACGCCUUCUCAGCUCAGGGCACGCCAGAGGGGGACCUCGUGUACGUGAACUACGGGCGCACCGAGGACUUCCUGCGGCUGGAGAGGGAGAUGGGCAUCAGCUGCGCCGGGAGGAUCGUCCUCGCCAGAUACGGGAAGGUCUUCAGAGGAAACAAGGUCAAGAACGCCGCAGCGGCGGGGGCCUCAGGAGUCAUCUUGUUCUCAGACCCGGCCGACUACUCUGCGCCUGGGGUGCAGCCGUACCCCGAAGGGUGGAGCCUGCCUGGGACCGCUGUCCAGAGAGGCAACGUGUUGAACCUGGACGGCGCGGGGGACCCGCUCACCCCGGGCUACCCAGCCAAAGAGUAUGCCUUCAGACUUGAUGCAGAAGAAGGAGUGGGGAUCCCCCAAAUCCCGGUACAUCCCAUCGGGUAUCAUGAUGCAGAAAUACUAUUACGCCACAUGGGGGGCGCGGCCCCGCCGGACACGAGCUGGAAGGGGCGCCUGGAUGUGGCCUACAACAUCGGGCCGGGCUUCUCAGGGGAGGCUUCUUUCAGGAAGGUUAGAAUGCAUGUUCACAAUACCAAUAAAAUCACAAGAAUUUACAAUGUCAUCGGAACUAUCAGAGGAGCUGUGGAACCUGACAGGUACGUCAUCCUGGGAGGCCAUCGGGACUCCUGGGUGUUCGGCGCAAUCGACCCGACCAGUGGGGCUGCGGCCCUGCAGGAGAUUGUGCGGAGUUUUGGGAAACUGAUGAGCGGAGGCUGGAGGCCGAGGAGAACGCUCAUCUUCGCCAGCUGGGAUGCAGAAGAAUUUGGACUUCUGGGUUCCACAGAAUGGGCUGAGGAGAACGCGAAGACACUGCAGGCGAGAAGCGUCGCCUACAUCAACUCAGACUCCUCCAUAGAAGGCAAUUACACGCUCAGAGUGGACUGCACGCCCCUUCUCCACCAGCUGGUAUACAAGCUGACAAAGGAGAUUUCCAGCCCCGACGACGGCUUUGAGAGCAGGUCACUCUAUGAAAGCUGGCUGGAAAAGGACCCGUCGCCAGAAGAUGGACGUGUCCCCAGGAUCAACAAGCUUGGGUCCGGCAGUGACUUUGAGACUUAUUUUCAGAGACUCGGAAUCGCGUCGGGCAGGGCCCGCUACACCAAGAACAGGAAAACAGACACCUACAGCAGCUACCCGGUCUACCACACGGCCUACGAGACGUUCGAGCUGGUGGAGCAGUUUUACGACCCCACGUUUAGGAAGCAGCUCGCCGUGGCCCAGCUGCGCGGGGCCCUGGUCUACGAGCUGGCGGACUCCGCGGUCAUCCCUUUCGACGCGCGCGACUACGCGGCGGCGCUGAGGGGCUACGCGACCAGCAUCUACAGCCUGGCCCGGAGGCACGCCCCGCAGCUGGCCGCGCACGGGGUGUCCUUCGAUUCCUUGUUUUCUGCCGUGAGCAACUUCUCAGAGGCUGCUUCCGAGUUUCACCGGAGACUCCUGCAAGUGGAUCUCGAUAACCCCCUGGCGCUGCGGGCCGCGAACGACCAGCUCAUGCUCCUGGAGAGGGCGUUCGUCGACCCCCUGGGCCUGCCCGGGCGGCGCUUCUACAGGCACGUCAUCUCUGCGCCCAGCAGCCACAACAAGUACGCCGGGGAGUCCUUUCCCGGCAUCUACGACGCCCUGUUUGACAUUGAGCGCAAGGCCGACCCCCGCGCAGCCUGGAAGGAGGUGAAGAGGCACAUCGCCGUGGCAGCCUUCACGGUGCAGGCGGCCGCGGGGACCCUGGCGGAGGGGCUGUAGGGGCCGGGAGGCCGCGUGGGACGUGGCACCGUGUCUGAGGACCCUUUGUCCUUCUUUUCGAUGACUCAGACCUCCUGAAAAGCAAGCGUCCGUGUCAUCUUCUUACUUUAGACUGCACCUUGUUCACCUGCAAAGGGAGUGUUUUGGCUCUUUAACAGUUGCUAGCUUCAUCACAAAAGUGUACUUAAUAAAACAAAAAAGCUCCAAUCAAAUAGCAAAAGCUUAAAGUAACUGAAAGUUCGCCCAGAACAUGGCGCGGACGUGAAGCCUGACUCUGCUGGCGGCAUGUGAAGGGUGUGAACCGCUAAGGAAAACGGCAGCUCGCGUAACACGGAGCACGCUAGUGGGUGCGCCGGCGGCUUCUGGACCUUUCC